Messenger RNA from Salvelinus namaycush (lake trout), 2310 nucleotides. It is a transcript of the gene slc25a29l, whose product is annotated as mitochondrial basic amino acids transporter. Lineage: Eukaryota; Metazoa; Chordata; Actinopteri; Salmoniformes; Salmonidae. Gene Ontology annotation, cellular component: mitochondrion. The transcript is spliced from 4 exons. The record is from RefSeq and is a predicted model, not a curated record. The coding region runs from base 388 to 1329 and encodes 313 amino acids. Gene Ontology annotation, molecular function: high-affinity L-arginine transmembrane transporter activity. Gene Ontology annotation, biological process: mitochondrial L-ornithine transmembrane transport.
UAGAAGACACAGCCGGUGGAAGUAUGCUAACUGUGGGAGAGCCUCAAUUCAAUUAUUAAAUUAAAGCAUGCACACUAAGCUACUUAUCUAGCUUAUUCACGAGCUCGCUUGGGUAGCCAGUGAAAUCACCAACAGAACUUCGCUAACUGUUCUAUAUCAAGAGGAGACUAGCUCGGGCUAGCAAUUCAACUAGCAGAUAGCUAACGUUACAGAUGCAGCCAUCAAACUACAGGUGGAAACUGAUAGCUUGCUAAAUUAUUCGGCUAGCUUGAAGCAUUGCAAGAUUGCACCAAGCCAGACCUUUGAAUUGGCUAGCCCCUUGUGCUACGAAGAAAUACAGGCUCACUGACCGCUAGCAAUCUUUUGAUUAAUUCAAAGACUGAGGGAAUGGACUUUACAUUGGACUUUGCGGCAGGAUGCAUAGGAGGUGCUGCAGGUGUUUUGGUUGGCCAUCCUUUUGAUACUGUAAAGGUACGACUCCAAGUUCAGAGUGUGGACAGACCUCUGUACCGCGGCACGUAUCACUGCUUCCAGUCUAUCGUACGACAAGAGUCGAUGACAGGGCUCUACAAAGGCAUCGGCUCCCCCAUGAUGGGCCUGACCUUCAUCAACGCCAUCGUGUUCGGUGUCCAGGGCAACGCCAUGCGCAGGCUGGGCCACGACACGCCGCUCAACCAGUUCCUGGCUGGGGCGUCGGCGGGCGCGUUGCAGAGCGUCAUUUGCUGCCCUAUGGAGCUGGCUAAGACACGCAUGCAGCUGCAGGGCUUGGGCGAGAGGAAGUCCAAGCAGAAGCUGUACAAGAACUCACUGGACUGCCUGGUGCGCAUCUACCGGAAGGAGGGCUUCUGCGGAAUCAACCGGGGAAUGGUGACCACGCUGGUCCGCGAGACGCCGGGCUUUGGGAUCUACUUCUUGACCUACGAUGUCCUGACGCGCCACUUGGGCUGCGAGCCCGACGACCCCUACAUGAUCCUCAAGUUGCUGUUCGCCGGCGGCAUGUCGGGCAUCGCCUCGUGGAUCUCCACCUACCCCGUGGACGUCAUAAAAUCCCGGCUCCAGGCGGACGGCGUGGGUGGCCACAACAAGUACAACGGCAUCGCAGACUGCAUGCGUCAGAGCAUGAAGCGGGAGGGCUGGCGGGUGUUCACGCGUGGCCUCACCUCCACACUGCUUCGGGCAUUCCCAGUCAACGCCACAACCUUUGCCACCGUGACUCUGUUCCUCAUGUACAUGCGGAACGACGAGGGCGGCAUCACAGACUGCGAGCCCCUACCCGCCCACUCCUCACUCACUGCGAGCCCACAGCAGGCCCAGCCCUCAAGCCUGUGACCUGGGGAAGAUGGUGCUUCUGCUCUGGUGACCCUUACUGGAGUGGAGGUGGUCCCACAGUGCACCAGUUAAGCUGCUGAGACCUGAGUGACUUGACCACUAGACAAAGGAUAUUUUUAUACAACGUAUUUUAAGAUUGGAAAACUUUGGUUGUAAAUAUUUACGUGUCCCUUUUUGACCCUUGGUUUUGUACAGAGCAGCCUUUUUUUCGGUUAAUUAAUUUGUCACUGGGGGAAGAAAGCAAUCACACUGAAAAAGUACUCAAAUUACUGAUCUGGUCAUCCUGGUUACAAACAAAAACACCCUUAUACAUGUAUGUAUGCACAGCUUAGUAUAUUUAUAUUGCAGGGUUGGAGAAACGGAUUACAUGUAACAUAAAACUAAUCCGUUACCGGCAAAAUUAUUGUAAUCAGAUUUGAUACUUUUGAAUUCAGAAAGGGUGUUUGGGGCCUGGGAAAUUGGACUCCUUUCCAUUUUCUCCUGACAUUCAAAUCAGCAAGUUUUUAAAGAGAUACUUAAAGAUUUUAUCUACUUCCCCAGAAUCAGAUGAACUCAUGGAUACCGUUCUUAAUUCCGUGUCCAGUAUGAAGGAAGUUGGAGGUAGUUUCGCUAGCCAAUGACUGGAAGUCUAUGGGUAUCUGCUAGCAGAUGCCUAUAGACUUUGUCAUUAAAAUGCAACAUCCAUUAUGGCAAGCCCUUAACAUUGAUUUAUCCUGCAAUAGAUGUCAUUCAAUUGGUAAUAUUAAUUUUUGUCUUCUAAUGCAUCUUAAGGGGAAAGUAACAAAGUAAAGUUUGAGUAAUCCAAAAGUUACGUUACUGAUUAGAAUUUCACAUGUAACUAGUAAUUAACGGAUUAAACUACCCAACCCUGCUUAUGUAUGUCUGAAAAUAUGUACAGUCGUGGCCAAAAGUUGAGAAUGACACAUUCAUUUUCAGUCUGCUGCCUCAGUUUGUAUGAUGGCAAUUUGCAUAUACUCCAGA